AUGCCUUGCUCUCCAAUCAUCACCAGGGUGACAUGCAAUCAGGAUUUGCUGGAACCGCUCAACCUGGGGAUUGAUGCCACAGCCCAAGCGACAAAAUGCCAAGAGAAGAAGGAAUUACAGAGUCUCAACAGCAAGUUUGCUUCUUUCAUUGACAAAGUCCAAUUUUUGGAGCAGCAAAAUUUGAUGUUGAAGACAAAGUGGGACUUCCUGCAAGAGAGGAAGUGCUGCAAAAGCAACAUGGAGCCCAUAUUUAAGGAGUAUAUAGCCAGCCUGAAGAAAGAACAGGAGUGCAUGGAAUGUGAGAGAGCACAGCUACAGGCAGAAAUGAAAAACUGGAGAGGGGCUCUGGAAGUCAACAAAAAAAAGUUUGAAGAGGAGUGCCACAAACGAACAUGUACUGAGAAUGAGUAUGUGUCCAUUAAAAAGGAAGUGGAUUGUGUUUUCAUGGACAAAUCAGAAAAGGAAGCUAAAGUGCAGGCUUUGAUAAAAGACCUCUUCUUUUACAAACCCACUUUUUAUCAGGAAAUCCAUGAGCUUCAGUCUUGUAUCUCAGACACCUGUGUCACAGUACAGAUGGACAACAGCCGAGGUCUGAAUAUGGACUGUUUUAUGGAGCUAUAUCGGCGUCAAUUUGAAGAAAUCUCCUCAAGGAGCCGGGCUGAGGCUGAAGCAUGGUGCCGUUGUCAGUAUCAGGAGCUGAAAACUACUGCUGCCAAACACUGUGACAACCUACGUCAUGUCAAGGAAGAACUUAGUGAGAUAACAAGAGUUGUUCACAGGUUGGAGUCAGAAGUUUCAAAUGUCAAAGCCCAGCGUGCCAAGCUAGAAGAAGAGGUGGCUGCUGCCGAGGAACGUGGGGGCACUGCUGUGAAAGAUGCCAGGUGCAAGCUAGUUGAGCUGGAAGAUGCCCUACAUAAGGCUAAGCAGGAUAUGGCUUGCCAAUUACGGGAGUAUCAGGAUCUAAUGAACAUGAAGAUGGGCUUGGAUAUAGAGAUCACUACAUACAGGAAGCUGCUGGAUGGAGAGGAACUAAGGUGA
This is a messenger RNA of Anolis sagrei ordinatus, 1038 nucleotides long. RefSeq names its product keratin, type II cuticular Hb5-like. Gene Ontology annotation, cellular component: keratin filament. Gene Ontology annotation, biological process: keratinization; intermediate filament organization. Gene Ontology annotation, molecular function: structural constituent of skin epidermis. NCBI's taxonomy places the organism in Eukaryota, Metazoa, Chordata, Lepidosauria, Squamata, Anolidae. The record is from RefSeq and is a predicted model, not a curated record.